UUCACAAGCAACAAGAAUUCUCUCACGAAGAUCUCCAGUUUUUGACGAUUUUUUCCUAUCAUGGCUGAAAGGAAAGAUAAAAAGAAGUCCAAGAAAGACAAGAAGGAAAAGAAAGAGUCGAAAGAUGCUUCAAAAUAUAGUUUAAAGGAAGAAAAGAAGGAAAAGAAGAAGCGCAAGUUAGAAGAACAUUCAUCUGAAGAGAGCGAUAGUGUUGCUCCUAAGAAAAAGAAAGCUAAAGAGGAAUCUCUUGAUGAAGGGGUUGAAAUAAGUGUAGCUCAAAGAGAGGGUAAUUUUGCAAAGUUCAGAAUAUCUCCAAAAACUAUUCUAACUUUAGAAGACAGAGGCAUUACAUAUCUGUUUCCAAUUCAAGCACAUACGUAUGAUUACAUCUAUGAUGGUCAUGAUGUGAUUGGCAAAGCAAGAACUGGAACAGGUAAAACACUCUCCUUUGCACUGCCCUUGAUGGAGAAACUGCAGCUAAAUAAGCUGGAUAAGACAAGAGGAAGACCUCCAAAGGUUUUAGUUAUGGCACCAACCAGAGAACUUGCUAAACAAGUGGGCAAAGAAUUUGAAGAUCUAAAAUCUGAACUGAAUGUGUAUUGUAUCUAUGGUGGAAUGCCUUAUGACCCACAAGAAUAUGCUAUAAAAAAUGGUUUGGAUGUUCUAGUUGGAACACCAGGAAGAAUUCUUGAUUUUAUGAGACAAGGAACUCUUGACUUAAGCAAGCUGCAACAUGUGAUAUUAGAUGAAGUGGACAGAAUGCUUGAUAUGGGGUUCUCUGACUCUGUAGAGGAAAUCCUUGCUGGCUCGUUUGUUAAGGAAAGAGAAGACAAGCCACAGACAUUGUUAUUUUCAGCCACUUUACCACCCUGGGCUGCGACAACAGCAGCCAAAUACAUGAAAAAGGACAGGAAACUUGUUGAUUUAAUUGGGCAUGAUAAACUGAAAACUGCUGUUACAGUCAAGCACAUGGCAAUCAAAUGUCAUUAUACUGCACGAGCUUCAACUAUUGGCGAUGUUGUACAGGUUUAUUGUGGUGCACAUGGCCGCACUGUAAUUUUUGCAGAAACAAAGAAAGAUGUCAAUGAACUAGCUUUGAAUUCCUCUCUCAAACAAGAAACACAAGUAUUGCAUGGUGACAUUCCACAGAAACAGAGAGAAAUCACCCUUAAGAGUUUCCGUGAAGGGAAGUUUCGUUGUUUAGUAGCAACAGAUGUGGCAGCUCGAGGUCUUGACAUCCCAGAGAUUGAUUUAGUUGUACAGUGUGAACCUCCCAAGGAUGUAGAUGCCUAUAUCCAUCGUUCUGGUCGUACUGGACGCGCUCAUAGAGAAGGAAUUUGUAUCGUGUUCUACAAACCACAACAAGAAUCACUCUUACAACACGUUGAACGCAAAGCGGGAAUUAAAUUCACUCGUAUCGGAGCACCUCAGCCAUCGGACAUCAUAAAGGCUUCUGCAGAAGAUGCUCGAAGAUUUUUGGAACAAAUUCCUUCAGACGUGUUAGAACAUUUUCAAGAGGCUGCCGAGAAGCUUAUCAAAGAGAAGGGAGCUGUAGAAGCUGUAGCAGCUGCCUUGGCGCAAAUCUCCGGUACGACUGAGAUCAAGUCCCGAUCUCUUCUCUCGUCACAAGAGGGAUAUACAACGUAUAUUAUGACUUGCGAUCUUGCUGAACCAGUCAGAUCGACAGGGUACAUGUGGCGCAUCAUAGAAAACAAUCUGCCUCCAGAAGUCAAGCCUGAAGUACGAGGAAUGCGACUUAUUAGUGAUAAAAAGGGAGUCGUUUUCGACGUACCUAGAAAGCUCGACAACUUAAUCAAGGAAUCGUGGACAGAUAGGCGUGGAACCACCCUGCAUAGAGCAACAAAACUCCCCGAACUCCUCGAAUCAACGCAGUCAUCUUCAGGGGGGUAUGGUCAAGGCGGGUACGGUCAGGGGGGGUCAUGGGGAAACCGUCAGUAUAACGGUAAUCGACAAUAUGGAAAUGGUCGACAGUACAACGACCGGUCGCAAGGAUAUAACAAUCGAUACAACGACCAAAAUAACAGUAAUAGGAACUUUAAUAGGUCUUUUAAUGGCUUCAGAUCAUAUCGUUAAUCACUAUCAGAAAAAUAUUAGCGUUUUGGAGUGAUUUUACUUGGCCCGUAAAACAAAGUUGUAAAACGUAUGUCCAGCAGUCCAAGUAAAAUAUUGCUAAAUUCCAAUUCCAUCUGAGUUAUCCGUGCCCUGACCUAGAGUAGCACAGUCUGUGCUAUGGUAUCGAUUAAAUUAAUUUGAAGGUUUCAAAGCAAACAAUGGAAUAAGUGUCUACUAUAAGUAUUAUGCUUUGUACUGGUUUUUUUUUACGGGCAAAGUAAAGUUAUUCUUAACGUUUGUAUAAAUAGACGGAGCAGUGGAGGUAGUUUUUGGCUUUUUUGCCUUCAGUUCUUCAAUGGCAUAAAUUUGUAAAGGUUCUGACACACAGUGCAACAUUGCAUGCAACAUUGCACGCAGCAGGAAUGUUGCAGCGUGUGUCUACCGCAAACUUGUUGCGCGCAACGUUGCAUGCAACAAAUCUGAAGUUGAAUCCUGCUCUACUCUUGCAACA
This is a messenger RNA of Actinia tenebrosa (Australian red waratah sea anemone), 2584 nucleotides long. Its product is annotated as nucleolar RNA helicase 2. The record is from RefSeq and is a predicted model, not a curated record. Gene Ontology annotation, cellular component: cytosol. NCBI's taxonomy places the organism in Eukaryota, Metazoa, Cnidaria, Anthozoa, Actiniaria, Actiniidae. Gene Ontology annotation, molecular function: RNA helicase activity; ATP binding; RNA binding.